Molecule: messenger RNA, 3457 nt
Organism: Homalodisca vitripennis (glassy-winged sharpshooter)
Lineage: Eukaryota; Metazoa; Arthropoda; Insecta; Hemiptera; Cicadellidae
Product: F-box only protein 22-like
Exons: 10
Coding region: 82-1479 (465 amino acids)
Biological process (GO): protein polyubiquitination; positive regulation of proteasomal ubiquitin-dependent protein catabolic process
Molecular function (GO): protein binding
Source: RefSeq, a predicted model, not a curated record
UAGUAUCGCCUUUUAUACUAUUUUCUUCCAUAAAUAAAGGCUCGCUCACUCUGUAGCAAAACCGAUGACUCACCUUUGGAAAUGUAUGAGACUGGGGAUUUGAAAAUGGACAUUGAUGAUGAUAUAAACUUAAAAGAGGAAGUAUUAAAAGAAAUUUCAUGUGACAAAAUCAACACUCCUAAUGACGAGGCCCGCACAAAGAGAAUAUACGAAAAAAAUGACAUCCUGAUGGAAUACAUGAAAAGACAAACAACUACUUCAGACCAAAAAGAAUAUAUUGAUAAACAUUUCACACAAAUGUUAACUACAUUAGAAGCAAUGGCCACUACUUCGCAGAUACCAGUUAAGGAGGAUUUAGGCCAAUAUAUCACAAACGAGUACGGCUUGCUAAGAGAAAUACUCUCAAAUCUCAAUCCUAUUGAUUUAUGGAGUGCCAGACUUGUUUGUAGGAAGUGGAAGGCGACAGUGGACCUAAUAGUUAAUAAAGAUCCGAUUGUCCUGCACUCCCGCAAGGUGGGUAAAAAGUUUCCUCCUCCAGUUGUGCCACAACGAAUUCUACCAACUCUGGUAAUCCAACAGCAUCUAUUUGAGAACAGCAGGAAUCAGAGUUUGGAGAUCUGUCGAAGAUGUGGGAGGGAAUUUUAUGUUUGCCCUUGUGUCAUCAGCACUCCAAGAACUGCAUUCAUUUCCAUUUCCUGCACUCGUGAAAAAUGUAGUUACGAAGCGUCUUUAAAAUUGACAACGUACCAAUUUUGGCACAGUCAUCCCACAUUGAUUCUACCAACUUCACAAGGAAUAAAGAUUUCACCAUUUUGUAUCAUGAAGGGAGCAAAAAUUUUAAGAAAGCCCAUAACAGAUGAAAUAGUGUCCCGCUGUACUGGUGGGGAAGAACCAAUAAAAUGUUUACUGGUCAUUUCAAAAGCAAGAUCAGCCAAGUUUGUUUGCUCACUGUUGAAUAAACUUGUAGACAGACAGGGUCAAACGUUUGCAGCCGGAGGUGGUGAAAUCAAACACUAUGAAUGUAAUGCAGGCAACAGACACAAAAUCACUACUGGAAGAUACCACAGCUUGUGGUUCGUACCCUCGUACGUAUUUAUAGCCUUCAGGGGAGAUGGCGUUUCUGCCCAUUCUGAGAUUUUGUAUCAUGAGGAUGCAAAAGAUAUUAAUACUUUCAUGAAACAGCUAGCAGAAAGAGUGGGUCCAGUGCCAGAAGGAGGAAGCCGCAUUGCAUUUUUGGCUCAGUGUGUAGCGAGGACAGACCCCUUCCUGGAGAACGAGGAGAGCAGUGCAUUCAGUAGAGCCUUUCCUUCAGUGCCUCAGUUUGGUUUUCAUGCCUUAGGAGAGUAUGGAAUGAGUAGCUCUAGUACAGAAGCUCCAGAAGAAGAAAAACCAAGCAAGAAAAAGAAAUACGAUUUUGAACACGUCAAUACCACAUCUAUUACAAUAAUAACUUUUAGUAAAGUUAAAUUUAACAAAUAAAUAACUUAAUAUAGUUCCAAAUAAGACUUGAGAUACAGGAGUGUAGUGGUAACUGUAACGUUGAGAGCUGGUUGAACUGAAAUGAUGUUGAGUUUUAUUUCAUAAGAACAAUACCGAACUUCAAUCUGUUUUACACCCUUUUAUCAGCCAGAGUUUUGAGAGAUGUCUUAUUACAUACAAAAUGUAUGUAUCCGAACGUAAAUUCCUUUGUGGUUUUCAAAACCUCUGCAGUGUUUUAUAAUAUUAAGCAUUUAUUUUGAAAAGUAACGUAUAUAUAUCAGGAAUAGUAAAAGUAAAACACAGUUUAUUAGAAUUUUUAAAGUAAUUUUACUUUAAAUACAAGAAAUAUAAAAUGAUUUUACAUUUCGCAUUGUUCUUACGGAACAAAAAUCAACAUAACUGCCGGUACAGUUGUUUUAAGUGUGUACUUGCUCCCAACAUCAAAUAAAGUAGGAUAAGGUAAGAGUUUAAUUUUUUGUAUUUAUGAUCAGUUUUAAGAUUAGCUGAAAAUGCCAACAAUUCUCUUGUAUUGAUAAUCAACAUAAUAUUUCUUACAUAAUAAAUCACAAACUUGUCUAAGAAUUUGGACGGUAUGCGAAAAUACAUAUUGUCAAAACAUGACUUAAUUAUCUGUUAACCUAAUAAUAUUUUACUGUUAGUAAUUUAAAGCUCUGGGUGUUAAGAGGUACUAGUUAUAUUUUUCAGGAUAUAGAUAUGAUAUAAAAGUUUGAAUUAUAAACUAUUAUUGACCAAUGAUAAUCAACCAAAUCAGUGUUUCUACUUUCUCAAUACAGCAUGAGAAAAAUAUUCGUCAUUGUUGUAGUAAAAACCAGAGUUGACAAUCCCAAAAAUACCACAAUCAGAAAAUAUAUAGAGAUUAAAUUUUAUCACACCAGACUUGGGCAGAAUUUACCCUUUUAUAUCCCAGUGUCCUUACUCGAAUACAACUUAUGAGCCUAAUUUUGGAAACAAUUGGGAUUUAUGUCUGUUAUUUUUCAAACUUUGAAUCUCAAAAAAGAAAAUACUAUAUUUAACAAAAGUGUACUCAAAAAAUGUUUUUUUUUAAUCAUUUUAUUUUUUAUUGGCAAACAAGUAUAAAUAAAUUGAACUAACAUAUUUUAAAGUACAAAGUAAAAAAUGUUCCACAACUAUACAAUUCUCAAGUUGUAUUCUACAAAAAAUUCAAUGUUACAUUUAUACUUAAUUUAUCUUAAAACAUUACUUGUACCUUCUUGGCAUCUCAAGGAAUUAAAUUGUAAUUGAAAAACGGAAAUAAAAAAAUCAUGAUUUUAUUACAAAGUAUAUAAAAAAGUUUAACUAUUUUUUUAUUUUCAUUAUAAUAGUUUUCUAGUAAACCUGGUUAUUGGUCAGAAAAAUUAUAAAGAUUUUACACAUUAAGCUUUAGAAAACAUUAAGGUAUACAUAAUAAAUAAUAACUGUAUUAUAAAUUAUGUUUUGAUAGUCAAAUGUUUAUUCUUACGCACUUUUCAGUUUACAUGUAUAGACAGUCUAUCUUUAGUUACACCUAAGUCAGUAAAAGUUCUGUCUCGAGUUGAAAUUGUCAGUAAAAGAACGUUGUGAAAAUAAAAGCGAACUCUUCUAGUACUUUUGACUAGUUUUGUGGUUUUAUUAAUGUUUGACUUUGUAACUCAUAAAAAUUAUUAUAAUGUCUAAGAACAACAGCUUAUAAUAUUAGUAUGCAAUUUUGACCUAUUUAAAUCUAAUCUAAUCUCAUACCACCACACUCCUGCUAUUAUUAGCUAAAUACAUUAAUAGCAUAAGUCAGUUAAAUUGCAAUAUAAGCCUAUAGUUUAAGUUUAAGUUUGUUUUCCUUGUAAUAUAAGUAACUAUCGAACAAGUACAAAGUUUUUUUUACAUAUUAUAGCGUUCGAAUUCAUGUUUAUUAUUAGUUUGCUACUUUUAUCCAAUAAUAUUUGUAGAAAAUAAUAAAGGUGAGCAAUAUUAAUAAUGAGAUUAA